UGACUUUGAAUCUUCGCUUUCAGCAGUUCCCAGUUUCCAACUCCAGUGCUAAUAAAAGCCAAACCACAAAGCUAAGAAACAAAAUUAACAGAAAGAAGAUAAAAUCCUAAAAGCUCUGAAUUCUCUGCCUAAUCCAGCAAAUCAAGCUCAUCUUUUCCCCCCUUUCCUUUCUCCGGAAGAAAAUGGGCACUGGAGGUUUCAGUCUCUCGUGGGCUCAGUCAAUGCCUUUGACCACUCAAAAGGCAUUAGGUAUUGGAUCUACAAGAGGAGAGUUAGUUUUUGCCUGAGAUUGCAGAAAAUGAUGAAGUGUAUGUGUUCCGGUGAGCAGUUAAGAGCUGAUGAAAAAAUCCCGUCGUCAGAUUCCCUGGCAACGCGGGACUAUUCAGCUGGUGGGUAUUCUUCACGAGGCGGUGAGACUGAUACGAAAGUGGACACGAGCAACAUAGAAGAGGCGGAAUUGUCACUUCGUGAGAGUGGCUUUCUGAAUUACGAGGAAGCGAGAGCCUUGUUAGGGAGGCUCGAGUAUCAAAAGGGAAACAUCGAGGCCGCCCUUCACGUUUUUGAAGGAAUCGAUGUUGCUGCUGUGAUUCCUAGGAUUAAACUUUCCAUCCUAAGAAGAUCUCAACUACCUAGACGUAAUUCACUAAGUGACGCUAAUCCUCCUAUGUCUAUGCACGCUAUAAGUUUGCUUUUCGAGGCUAUAUUACUCAAAGCAAAAUCACUGCAAGCUCUCGGGAGAUUCAUAGAAGCUGCUCAUUCGUGCAAAAUAAUACUGGAUACCGUUGAAGCUGCAUUACCCGAUGGUCUACCAGGAAAUUUUGCUUCGGAUUGCAAAUUGCUCGAGAUGUUAAACAGCGCUGUCGAGUUGCUUCCCGAGCUCUGGAAAAAUGCGUUAGCUCCCCAAGAAGCAAUUUUGGCGUAUAGGAGGGCCCUACUUUAUAACUGGAAUCUCGACGUCCGGAUUAAAACUAGAAUAGAAAUGGAAUUUGUGACAUUUCUUCUGUACAGUGGUACUGAUGCAACUGCCCCGAAUCUCGGUUCACAGUCGGAGGGUUCUUUCGUACCUAGGAACAAUAUAGAAGAGGCGAUUCUGUUGCUUCUGGUUCUGCUUAGAAAAUCCCUCGUCAAGGGGUGGGACCCGUCAAUCUUGGACCAUUUGUGUUUCGCGUUAUCGAUUUCCGGUGAACUUAGGUCGCUUGCUUGCCAUGUCGAGGAGUUGCCACCGGGGAUUGUACGAAGAAAACAAAAAUUCACUAUGCUUUCCCUAUGUUACUAUGCAGAAGGUGAAGAUGCAAUUUCUCUGAACCUGUUGAGGAACCUUUUGGAUAAUAAGGAGAGAUCGAAUUGCACGUUUGAGUUAUUACUCGCUGCCAAGAUUUGCGGGGAGAAUCCCGAGUACCUUGGUGAAGGGAUACAAUAUGCUCGUGGAGUGCUUCCAAGAUUUGACGGGAAAUGUAAACAGAUGGCUAGCGUUGCUAAUUACUUACUCGGUGUCUCGCUCUCAGCUCAAUCCCGAGCUGUUGCAUCCGAUUCUCAAAGGACUUCGACACAGUUUGAAGCACUCGAGGCACUCGAAACAGCUCAAAACAUGACGGGAGGAAGAAAUCCUAAUGUUCUUUACUGUCUUAGUCUAGAAAACGCUGAGCAGCGAAAAUUGGACGAUGCUCUUUACUAUGCAAAGGAGCUACUCAAAUUGGAAGCGGGGGCUAACGUUAAAGGAUGGAUUCUUCUAGCUCGGGUAUUGUCUGCUCAAAAGAGGUAUACUGAUGCCGAGAACAUCGUUAAUGCUGCACUGGAGGAAACGGGGAAUUGGGAUCAAGGAGAACUGCUACGAACCAAAGCUAAACUGCAAAUUGCGCAGGGCAAACUGAGAGAUGCUAUCGAAACGUAUACACAUCUCCUUGCAGUUCUUCAAGUUCAGCGGAAAAGCUUUGGAGUUCAGAGAAUUCAUACCAAGAACACGAUGAAUAGCAGAAGUUUAGAAAUGGAGACAUGGCAUGAUCUCGCAAAUGUAUACACUAAUCUAUCACAGUGGCGGGAUGCUGAAGUUUGUCUUUCAAAGUCCGAGGCCAUAAGCCCUCAUUCGGCUUCUAGAUUGCACUGCAGAGGAUUACUUCAUCAAUCUAUGGGCCAAUACAUGAAAGCCUUGAGAUCUUUCGAGAAGGCUUUGGAUAUCGAACCCAACCACGUUCCAAGUUUAGUAUCCAUGGCCAUUGUUCUCAGACAACUAGGCGGUCCAUCACUGCCCGUCGUGAAAUGCUUCCUCACUGAUGCAUUGCGGCUUGACAGAACAAACGCUUCCGCUUGGUACAAUCUCGGGUUGCUUUAUAAAAGUGAGAAUGGUGCAUCCGCGCUGGAAGCUGCAGAGUGCUUCGAGGCUGCCACUCUUCUCCUAGAAUCUGCACCAGUUGAACCUUUUAGAUGAUCCAAUUCCUAAAUUCACACCUUUUGUCAUUGUUGAUUUUUUUUCUUUUUAACAGAUGUAUAGUACAUUAGUACAUACAAACCCAGAAGUCAUACAAAACUAUCAUAUGUAUCUGAGCUUCCUAGAUUAUAGUUAGAGGAAAAACCUGUUUUUG
This is a messenger RNA of Ipomoea nil (Japanese morning glory), 2579 nucleotides long. RefSeq names its product tetratricopeptide repeat protein 7B-like. The transcript is spliced from 7 exons. The coding region runs from base 299 to 2425 and encodes 708 amino acids. The record is from RefSeq and is a predicted model, not a curated record. Gene Ontology annotation, molecular function: protein binding. Lineage: Eukaryota; Viridiplantae; Streptophyta; Magnoliopsida; Solanales; Convolvulaceae.